Zasmidium cellare ATCC 36951 is the source of this 2274-nucleotide messenger RNA. RefSeq lists its product as uncharacterized. Gene Ontology annotation, biological process: ribosomal large subunit export from nucleus; ribosomal large subunit biogenesis. The transcript has a single exon. Gene Ontology annotation, cellular component: nucleolus. NCBI's taxonomy places the organism in Eukaryota, Fungi, Ascomycota, Dothideomycetes, Mycosphaerellales, Mycosphaerellaceae. The record is from RefSeq and is a predicted model, not a curated record. Bases 1 to 2274 code for a protein of 757 amino acids.
AUGAAACGCAAGAUCGGAGCGCUGGAGAAGGUAGACGCCGAUCUGCCGAAUUUACAACACAAGAUUCGAAACGAUCCUCCUUCGUAUCGCGACGACUUCGUGAGCCAGUACUCGCAGUAUGCCUCGAUGCUCGAGCUGUUCCUACAAUCACCCACGACCACCGACGACACCGGCAUAGUCCGACUACGAGACCUGAUUGACUUCAUAUCCCACGUCGCCGACUGCUAUCCCAAAAUCACCGCCGAUUUUCACAACGAUCUCAUAAAGCUACUUGAACUGCACCAUAAAAGUCUGGAUGUCGAGCUGCGGGACAAGAUCGUGGGGAGUUUGGUAUUGCUACGGAAGAAGGAGAUUAUCGAUUCGAACACACUCUUGAACACUCUGUGGCCUCUGCUCAUCGCUACUCCGUCGAAAGCGCUGCGAGCACUUCUCUUCCAGAAGAUCGUCUCUGAUCUGCGAACUUCAAAUAGCAAGACCAAGAACCACAAGCUGAAUCGCAAUAUUCAGACGAUAUGCUACAACCUGAUCGCAUCCGAUCCAGCAUCGUCCAAGGGACUGUGGGCUGUCAGGUUGACAAGAGAGCUGUGGAGAAGAUCGGUCUGGACAGAUGCAAAAGCUGUGAGCAUUAUGGAAAUCGCUGCUUUGAGUCAAGAUGCGAAAGUUGUGACAAGUGGGGCGCGGUUCUUUCUUGGGUCGGAUCAAGAGCGAGAGGAGGCUGCAGAGGAUGAGAGCGACGACGAAGAGGACAUUGACAUGCGCAAAUUGAAGCACAAGGCUGGCAUCAACAAGAAAAAUGCCAAGCACGAGAGAGAGCUCAAAACUGCUGCUGUUAAGGUCAAACGCAAGGAGAAGAGAAAGAAUGCACAUCAGACACUGAACUUCAGUGCGCUGCAUCUCCUACACGAUCCUCAAGGUUUCGCCGAGAAGCUCUUCCAACAACAUCUCCAACCUGCACAGCCAAAAGUGCGUCUCAACCUCGAACAGAAGCUCUACGUCUUGCAACUAGUCAGCAGACUUGUUGGUCUUCACAAGCUCACGCUCAUCCCGCUCUACUCGUACUUCAUCAAGUACCUUACGCCAAAACAGCCAUCCGUUACCGCGUUCCUCGCCUACCUGGCUCAAGCCACGCAUAGCCUUGUGCCACCCGAUGUUCUUGAGCCUCUUAUACAGAAGAUCGCAAACGAAUUCGUGUCAGAGGCUGCGGCAUCUGAAGUGGCAUCAGCUGGAUUGAACGGCAUCCGUGAGGUCUGUGUUAGGCAACCGCUGGCCAUGACAGAUACUUUGCUUCAAGACCUAGUCCAGUACCGCAAAAGCAAAGACAAGGGCGUCCAAAUGGCAGCGCGGGGCUUGCUAUCGUUGUAUCGCGAAGUUGGUGCCCAGAUGUUGAAGAAGAAAGACCGAGGAAGGGACGCCGCACUUGCUCUGAGAGAUGGUCAGAACCAAGGCGCCAAAUUUGGUGAGGUCGAAGGUGGCGGCAUCGAAGGCAUUGAGUUGCUCGAAACGUGGCGAGAGGAGCAAGGCAUCGGUACUGAUGAAGAUGAAGAGGCGUGGAAGAAUUGGGAUGCGGAAAGUGACGACAGUAUGAGCAGUGGCGGUUGGGUCAAUGUCGAGAGUGAUGGCGAAGAAAUUGACAUCUCCGACUCGGAAGACGAGAAGGACAAGAAAGCUUCCAAGAAUAAGGCCACCAAGGAGGCCGAAAAGGAGAACGAAGCAGAUGGUGAGAAAGCAGCGGAGGAGAAGGAUCUACGUGAUACUGCGUCUUUGGAACCAGAAGCUGCGGUGAAACGAGAGGAAGCUCGGAUAUCGAAGCUUGCCACCACACGCAUUCUGACACCAGCGGAUCUGGCCAAGCUAAACGAGCUGCGUCAAACAGCUGCGAUCACUGCUAACAUGCCGUCUGCGAAGCGACGAAAACUUCAACAACAAGCGCAGACCAACGCUGCUCGACAUGCUGACGAUGAGGUCACUGCAGACCAAAUUUCCGGUCUAGCAGCUAUGUCGCACAAGGCUACCAGAGAAGAGAAGAUUGCCAGAGCAAAGGGUGAACCAGAUGACCCCAAGAACGAUCAUCGCUCAACGACGGCGAGAAGGAAGGAGAAGAAGGAGGCAGAGGGCAAGAGUACCACGAACAAGGAGAAGGCUCGCAAGAAGAACUUCAUGAUGACUCUGGGUAAAGCGAAGAGGAAGGGCAAGAGGAGUUUGGUCGAGCAUCGACGGAUUCUCAAAGCGCAUGUUGACAGAGGAAAGAGGGGUGGUAAACGUGGAAAUUAUUAA